This is a messenger RNA of Bathycoccus prasinos, 1749 nucleotides long. RefSeq names its product asparaginyl-tRNA synthetase. The transcript has a single exon. The record is from RefSeq and is a predicted model, not a curated record. Gene Ontology annotation, biological process: asparaginyl-tRNA aminoacylation. Bases 1 to 1749 code for a protein of 582 amino acids. NCBI's taxonomy places the organism in Eukaryota, Viridiplantae, Chlorophyta, Mamiellophyceae, Mamiellales, Bathycoccaceae. Gene Ontology annotation, cellular component: mitochondrion. Gene Ontology annotation, molecular function: asparagine-tRNA ligase activity; ATP binding.
AUGGAGACGACGGCUGCGGAUUUGACGAAAACGUUGCCACAUAGACUCACCUCUCCGUACUCGAAAUGUUUCAAUCGAGUGCCGAUUGUGAGCGUGCACGAGAAAGCGGACGAGAACGGAGGUUUAUCUUUAGUCGGUGAAACGCUCGUCGUCGGUGGGUGGGUGAAAACCGGUCGAGAAGCAGACGCCGGGAAGAUUUUGUUCUUAGAGGUGAACGACGGGUCCACGCCGCAGAGUUUACAAGUGGUCGUCUCGAGCGAGAUUUUUUCCUCUUCUGAAACGUCUUCUGGGGUGUCGUCGUUGGCGGAUAUGAGACCGACUGGGACGAGCGUGGUUAUCGAAGGCGAGAUCAAGUUGCCGCCGGAAACGGCCAAAGGGCAAGUGAUUGAGCUUCACGCGUCGAGAGUUCUCUCGGUCGGGAAGUGCGACGCGAGCACGUACCCGAUUGCAAAGAAGAAGCAAACUUUGGAGUAUUUGAGAGAUAAGAUUCACAUGAGACCGAGGACGAACACGAUUCAGUCCAUAGCGAGAGUUCGGAACGCUUUGGCGUUUGCCACGCACGAGUUUUUCAACCUGCACGGGUUUUGUUACGUGCACACGCCGUUGAUUACCAAGAGCGAUUGCGAAGGCGCCGGGGAGAUGUUUCAAGUGACGACAUUGUUGGGCGAGUGCGACGAGGAAGACGGGAAGAAGUUUACGAAGAGUUCCGUGGAAGAAGCGGUGGUGAUGGAGAAGAGAGCAGAAACGGCGGCGAUCGAGACGAAAAUCGCGGAGAUGAAACAGGAGGAGAAACCGUCGAAAUCGGGUUUGAAGGAACAGAACAAAAAAUUGGAACAAGCCAAGAAAGAUUUGAGCGAGUUGGAACGCAAGUUUCGUAAAGUUGGAGGUUUACAAAGGAGUGAUGAUGGAACGAUUGAUUAUUCCGAGGAUUUCUUCGGCGAGAAGACAUUUUUGACGGUUUCUGGUCAGUUAGCCGUGGAGACGUACGCGUGCGCUCUGAGCAACGUGUACACGUUUGGGCCGACGUUUCGCGCGGAGGAUUCAUACACGACGAGACAUCUCGCGGAGUUUUGGAUGAUUGAACCCGAGCUGGCAUUUGCGGAUUUGAACGACGACAUGCAGUGCGCGGAGGAUUACGUCAGACACUGCUGCAAAUAUUUGCUGAAAACGUGCAGAAAAGAUUUGGAGUUUUUUCAAAAGAUGUACGAUAAAAACUGCUUGGAACGCGUGGAAAACGUCGCGAACAAUCCGUUCGGGAGAGUUUCGUAUACCGAGGCUAUUGAGAUUUUAAAAGACGCCGUGGAAACGAAGAAGAAAGAAUUCGUGUACCCAGUCGAGUGGGGGAUCGAUUUGGCCACCGAACACGAGCGGUACUUGGCUGAAGAAGUGUACAAGAAACCGGUAGUGGUGUACAACUACCCGAAGGACAUCAAGGCGUUUUACAUGCGCUUAAAUCCGGACGGUAAAACCGUAGCUGCGAUGGACAUUUUGGUCCCAAAAGUUGGCGAACUCGUCGGUGGUUCCCAGCGCGAGGAGCGAUUGGACGUUUUGGAACAACGCAUGAAAGAUUGCGGCUUGGAGUUGGAGGAGUACAGCUGGUAUUUGGAUUUAAGACGGUACGGUUCGGUCACGCACUCUGGGUUUGGUCUCGGCUUUGAGCGUUUGAUUUUGUUCACCACGGGCAUGGAAAAUAUCAGAGACGUGAUUCCGUAUCCGAGAUGGCCGAAAAAUUGCUUAGAAGGGCAUUAA